Molecule: messenger RNA, 1158 nt
Organism: Ipomoea triloba (trilobed morning glory)
Lineage: Eukaryota; Viridiplantae; Streptophyta; Magnoliopsida; Solanales; Convolvulaceae
Product: NAC domain-containing protein 92-like
Exons: 3
Coding region: 17-937 (306 amino acids)
Biological process (GO): regulation of DNA-templated transcription
Molecular function (GO): DNA binding
Source: RefSeq, a predicted model, not a curated record
CGAUCGAUCGGAAUCAAUGGAGGGAAAUCUUCCACCGGGAUUUAGGUUUCACCCCAGUGAUGAAGAGCUCAUAACAUAUUACCUCAGUAACAAAGUUUCUGAUUUUACCUUCACUGCAAAAGCCAUUGCCGAUGUUGAUCUCAACAAGUGCGAGCCUUGGGAUCUUCCAGGCAAAGCUUCAAUGGGUGAAAAACAAUGGUAUUUCUUUAGCUUGAAAGACCGGAAGUACCCAACCGGGCUGCGGACCAACAGAGCAACAGAAGCAGGCUACUGGAAAACCACUGGCAAAGACAAGGAGAUAUUCUGUGGUGGUGUGUUGGUAGGGAUGAAGAAAACCUUAGUCUUCUACAGAGGGAGGGCUCCCAAGGGAUUAAAGACCAAUUGGGUUAUGCAUGAAUAUAGACUCGAAAACAAACAUGGCUUCAAACCUGCUAAGGAGGAAUGGAUAGUGUGCAGAGUGUUUGAAAAGAGCUCAACAGCAAAGAAGCCACAGGCAACUUCAUCUUCUCCACAAUCCCCAGAGUCUCCAUGUGACACCACCACCUUUGCAAGUGAGUUGGAGGACAUUUCAGACCCAUCAAACCUUUCUUGGCAAAACAAUAAUUACUUCAACACCCCCAACCCCAUCACCACACUCCCAUUGCUCCCUUGGCCUCCAGCCCUUCUAACCCCCACCACCAACCUUUCCUCAGUCAAUUCUAUGCUCUUUAGGGCCUUACAACUUAGAGCCAACCAAGCACCCAUUGCCACUACUUUUGGUUACUCUCAUACACCACAAGGGAGUGACAAUCAUCAUCAUCAUCUUCUCACCCAAUUUGAAAAUGAUUUUAACAAUUUCGCCGUUACCACGGCUUCUUCCUCUAUGGUUUUGGAUUCUGUGAACCAGCAAGAACCACCAAUGGAGCAACCUUAUAGAUUGGACUCCAACAUUUGGUGAAUUUGGGGCAAAUUAAUAGAAUCAGAACUAACUGUUGUUUGUAUGUAAAGGAAUUGGAACCAACCAAGACUAUGUUAUUGUUGGCAUUGCUUAGUUUUACAGUUUCGCUAUAAUAUUCAAGCCAAUAUAUAUUUAGGGCAAUAAGUGAGAGCAAAAAUAAGUGUACUAAUAUAUAUAUAUGUAGUGUUGCAAUUGUGAUUAUAGGGACAUGAAAAUCCCAA